Messenger RNA from Uranotaenia lowii, 946 nucleotides. It is a transcript of the gene Lamtor4, whose product is annotated as ragulator complex protein LAMTOR4 homolog. The transcript has 3 exons. The coding region runs from base 566 to 892 and encodes 108 amino acids. Gene Ontology annotation, molecular function: guanyl-nucleotide exchange factor activity. Gene Ontology annotation, biological process: positive regulation of TOR signaling; cellular response to amino acid stimulus. NCBI's taxonomy places the organism in Eukaryota, Metazoa, Arthropoda, Insecta, Diptera, Culicidae. The record is from RefSeq and is a predicted model, not a curated record. Gene Ontology annotation, cellular component: Ragulator complex; lysosome.
GUGCAAACUGUGAAAAAAGUUUAUCAUUCUUGUUUUGAUUCCAAUAUUGAUAAUCUUAUAAGAUUAUCUUCAUGUAUAGAGGUUUUUGAAAAUUUUCCUUUAAAUAGUGCAAUUUAUUAUAAAAAACAUCUUAUCAUAAUUCCGUGAUCUAACUGAGACAGAAGCAUAUCCUGAUAAGGAACUCUAUGCCUUCAGCCUGAUAUUUCGAAAGUUAUACUUAUGUUCCUUGAUCUCAUUCACCCUCAGCUAACUGCGUCUUCCAUUCGAAAUCACCAGCUGGAAGGCAAAGGUCCUGAAUCUCAACCAUCGUGAGUGUUGACGGUUCCGUUUGAUGAGCCAUUCACUGAAACGCUGGAUUCUGCUUGCGGUUCGAUUAUUUACGCACUUUUUCAUUUGACAAUUCAACCGGAUCGGACAGUUCAGUUUGGAGAGUGCCACUGGUCGACAACAGAGUACCUACAACAGCGUACCCAAUCAGCAGCAGCCAACAGCCUUAGCGCAGGUUCUGUGCUGUGAAAACAAAAGCAACGUAAUCGAAACUAGGGCUCCUGAACACAUCGUUACCAUGUUGGACCUCGAUAGUAGACCUGUUGCCGAUCAGAUCGGAUACUUGGUCAUGUCCGAGGAUGGCGCCGUUCUGUCUUCCGGUGGGGAGAUGGAAAACGACGAACGGAGCGCUAAGAUCAUUAGCGAACUGCUGACGCUUACGGAUAGCGCCGAUCCAGCCGUGUUUCAGAAGCGUUCGUUUAAGAAGAUUUCCAUCGUUUUCGAGGAGCAUAGCUACACCAUUUGCCUUUCGAACAAGAGGGUUUACGUCGUCAAACGGCGAAACGGACCCAACUCAUCUGGUACCAUGAUGGAUACCGACGGUAUACGGAAUGUCAUCGCCUAAUCGUUCUUUAUCGUUUCGCAAUAAACUUGUCCUAAGGAAUUCACUAGUUUAUAA